Astyanax mexicanus (Mexican tetra) is the source of this 4436-nucleotide messenger RNA. It is a transcript of the gene slc2a3a, whose product is annotated as solute carrier family 2 member 3a. NCBI's taxonomy places the organism in Eukaryota, Metazoa, Chordata, Actinopteri, Characiformes, Acestrorhamphidae. Gene Ontology annotation, cellular component: basolateral plasma membrane; apical plasma membrane. Bases 402 to 2054 code for a protein of 550 amino acids. The transcript has 11 exons. The record is from RefSeq and is a predicted model, not a curated record. Gene Ontology annotation, biological process: response to insulin; monosaccharide transmembrane transport. Gene Ontology annotation, molecular function: hexose transmembrane transporter activity.
UUUACUAGAACACGCCCGCUGCGCGGUCACGAGACGAGGUGAUGCAGAGAUACGCGUGUGAGGGAUAAAUGAAGCGGGGGAAGAAGAGGGGGGAUAACUGGGUCAGAGAGUCUUGAUUUUAUUGGCCGCGGCGGAGCGGAGGGGGGAUUUCGUCAAAGGGCAACGUGCUGCUGGUCGUGUACUCCACUGAGUGACGUCCGAGCGCGAGGGGCUGAGUUUCAGUGCGCGCUGUGUGGCAGUGGGUCAGCAGCUCUCCUGUCACGACCAGCACGAGCAGCAAACAUAGCUACAGUGCAAGCUUGUCUUCCACCUGAAGUUCCUCCACCUACAACCUCCAAAGAGGCUUGUGUGCGAAAAAGCACGUCCGCCAGAAAUCAAUCAGUCUAGGGUUUAUCCACUGGAUGAAGAUGGAGGGGGAGAAGAAACAAGUAACGUGCUACCUCCUGUUCUCUCUGGGCACGGCUGUUAUUGGCUCCCUGCAGUUUGGCUACAACACAGGGGUCAUCAAUGCACCUGAGCAGAAACUGCAGGCGUUCUUCAAUGAAACAUGGGUUCGGCGUUAUGGAAAGCCCAUAGAUGCUGGAGUGUGCACCCUCGUGUGGAGUUUAGCAGUGGCCAUCUUCAGUGUUGGUGGCAUGGUGGGCUCCUUCAGCGUCGGUGUCGUGGCAGACAAGUUUGGACGGCGAAGGUCAAUGUUUAUAGUGAAUAUCUUGGCUGUGAUUGGUGGCUCUCUGAUGGGUCUCUGCACUCUCUGCUCUUCCUUUGAGAUGGUCAUUGCUGGUCGUCUGGUUAUUGGGCUUUUCUGUGGCCUGUUCACUGGUCUUACUCCAAUGUACGUUGGGGAGGUAUCACCAACUCCUCUCCGUGGAGCCUUCGGCACUCUGCACCAGCUGGGUGUGGUAGUGGGCAUCUUGAUUUCUCAGAUCUUUGGUCUGGAGUUUCUUCUCGGCUCUGAUAAGCUGUGGCCUCUGCUGCUAGCUCUGACUGUCAUUCCUGCUGUACUGCAGUGUUUGCUACUGCCUUUCUGCCCUGAGAGCCCCCGCUACCUGCUUAUAAACCUCAAUAAGGAGGAAGAGGCUCGCAAAGCACUCGUACGUCUUCGUGGCUUUGAGGACGUGUCAAAAGACAUGCAGGAAAUGAAGGAGGAGAGUGUGAAGAUGAACAUGGAGAAGAAGGUUACCAUCCCUGAGCUUUUCCGUACUGCCACGUAUCGCCAGCCUCUUCUCGUCGCUGUCGUUCUCCAGCUGUCUCAGCAGCUUUCUGGCAUUAAUGCUGUGUUCUAUUACUCUACGGGUAUUUUUGAGUCUGCGGGUGUGACACAACCCAUAUACGCCACCAUUGGGGCUGGAAUUGUCAACACUGUUUUUACUGUGGUCUCACUCUUCCUAGUUGAGAGGGCUGGACGAAGGACACUGCACCUCAUUGGUUUGGGUGGUAUGGCAAUCAGUGCUCUGCUGAUGACCAUCGCCCUGCUACUGAAGCAUAUCGAGUCUCUGAGCUACCUGAGCAUUGCAGCAGUGUUUGCCUUUGUGGCAAUGUUUGAGAUGGGCCCAGGACCCAUCCCCUGGUUCAUUGUGGCCGAGCUCUUCUCUCAGGGGCCGCGACCUGCUGCCAUGGCCGUUGCUGGAUUCUCUAACUGGACAGCCAACUUCAUUGUGGGCAUCAGUUUCCCCAAACUUGAGAAACUGUGUGGGCCAUAUGUUUUCAUCAUUUUCAUGGCCUUCCUUAUCCUAUUCUUCAUCUUCACAUACUUCCGUGUUCCCGAGACCAAGGGGAGAACCUUUGACGAGAUUGCUCGAGAGUUCAGCAAGGCUCAGCCUCCUGCAAGUUCCUCCGUCGAGGAGACAGGAGAAGUUGCGGCAUCCACUUCUCUAGCAAAGGAGAAAGUUCCUUUAGUGGCAGCCAACUCUGGAUCAGAGGAGAAACCCAGCUCGUCUGUGAAGGUCACUUCAGAGGUCCCUAAGAGUCAGGAGAAAUCUGAGUCUGCUACAGAGCAACAGGUGAAAUCCUCUACAGAGGACAAGUCCAAUUCCACUGUCCAGGAAAGCAUGUAGAUAUGUAUUUAUUUAUUUAUUUUAUUUUAUUUUUUUAUUUAAAACACUAUGUUUUAGAAAAGUGAAGACACAGUGGCAUGCAAAUGUUUGGGUCAAAUUUACUGUUACCGUGAAGUUGAAGAUGAAAUUAUCUUCAAAAGGCAUAAUGUAAAAGAUGACACAUUCCCUUUAUAUAUUGUGCAAAACGGAUUGUUCAGAUUUUCAAAAUAACAAAAAGGAAAAAGGCCUGAAGCAAAAGUGUGGGCACCCUGCAAAAUUAAUACCUAGUAGAACCCCUUUGGCAAGUAGCGCAGCUUAUUAACGCUUUUAAAAGCCGACCAAUAAUCCUUCGAUUCUUGUUUGAGGGAUUUUUAUCCAUUCGUCCUUGUAAAAGUCUUCCAGUUCUGUGAGAUUUCUGAGCUGCUUUGCAUGCUCUGCUCUUUUGAUCUCUAUAAGCGUGAUGUGAGGGCUGUAGUAAACCCUUCAGCUUGCGUCUUUUAAGAUAACCUAUUGUGUAUUUUUGUUGAAGCCAUCCUCUUUCCAACUUCAGCUAUUUACAGAUGGUGUUGAAUUUGCUGAAAUUGAAUCCAUUCUCCUCUCGACCCCAAAGCAUGAUUCAGCCUCCCCCAUGCUUAACAGUUGGAGAGGUGUUAUUUUCAUGGACAAUGGAUAAUUGCAAUCAAAAACAUCAAGCAUGUUUAGAUGUUCUUUAGUAAACUUCUGACUCUUGAUUUCGUGGUGAGGAUGCAGGAAAGGUUUUCUUCAGAUGACUCCUUUAUGAAGACCAUAUAUAUGCAUUUGUUGCUGAUUUGAUUUGCCUUUAUAGCAAUCCUAUAAGCAACUGCCUCUGAAAUGUUUCUUUGUAAUCAAGAUUUUAUCUUGACCUUCGCUAUUUCGGUUAAUUGCCAUUUCUUAACUACAUUUCUGAGGAAACUGGUAAAAAAUGGUAAAAAAAUGGUAACCUGAGCACGCUUUGCUAUCUUCUUAUAUCUCCUGAAAACAAGAGUCAAGAGGCUUUUAUUGUCAUUACAUCUGUAUACAGGUACACAGUGUAACGAAUUACGUUCCUCCAGAACCAACACAGUGCAACAUGGAACAACAAUACAAUAGACAAACAUCUGCUUAGAAGAAAAACCCAUGGAUAAGUUUAGAGGGGUCUGGGUGUUUAUGAAGAUUUGUUUUGCAUCAGCUUGCCUUUCCUAACAAUGUUUGCGAACAUGUCAUAACCCUAACAGGCUAAUUAUGGUCGGAGACCUCAGUCAAAGUUAAAAAAGUGCUUAAAUUUUGUUCCCAUAACUUUGCAAGAUACUCAUUUUAUUUUUCACUAAAAUAAAAAAUACAAAAUACAAAACCAAAAUAAUAUACUGAUAUUUCUUCAAAUGCUAAAGAGUAUAAAGAGUUAAUAUUUUUGCUUUUCUUGACCGAGGGGGACCCGAAUGUUUGCAUGUCACUGUACACUGGAACGUACUGACUGAGGGAAACUAGCACAGAAAGUCGUGACUAUUUAUUUAAAAGAAAGAUAUGUAUUGAACUUGUGAACAGUGAACAGAUUAUGGUUUGGUGCAAUAUCCUCAUAAAUUAUUUAUUUUUAUGGUACUAUAUUACAUUACUAUCUUUACAUUUUUCUUUGUAUAUAUAUAUUUCCCAUGUAUUUUAAUGUGAUAUAUCAAUGUAUUUUUAAUUAAGGUUUAAAAGGGAGUAUAGACGUAGUCUUAAUCAUCACUAACUGAAGCCAAAUGCUAAUAUAGAGCUUACAUGAAAUAUGAGAAUAAUAGAUUAUUCUAUUCAUAAAGACAUUUAGGAAAAAAUAAUAGUACUUUUUCAUUUAUUUUAGAUGAAGGACCUACAAAUUGUUGCACUGAAUUUCUGUUACAAUAUAAUCCAGGUUGUUCAGCACUUUUGAGAAAGUGGUUAAUGGUCAGCGUAAUGAGGUUGACUAUGUAGUGAAAACACUUUUAACUGAUGAUAUCUAACAAAAGCUAUUUAAUGAUUAGGCCUGUCACAAUAAUUACAUUAAUGAAUUGUUGUAUAAUGUUAUAUGGGCAGGAAGUUAGUGGUUUUUGCCACAGUAUGGCCAUUAUGUUUUUCUCAGUAAGGAGUGAAUGAAUGAAUGAAUGAGUCAGUAUAAAUUCAGUACAACAGUACUCAGUUUAAUUAUUUAUUAUAUUUAAUUUAUGUAUAUUUUAUUUAGGACUUUUAAAGUUUUAGUUUUCUUAAUAAUUAAAAGUUUGUGACAUUUUAAAUUAAAUGAAUUGCUUUAUUAUGCUAUUCUAUUUUUAUUUUAAUUCUAUUAAUCAGAUAAAACAGUCUUAAAUGACAAUAAUAUUGUUUUUCACCAGCAUUCCUGGGACAAUAUUGUUUGGACAAAUAAAUAAUUAUUGUGACAGGCCUAGCUUUAAUGAA